AUGCAUCUCCUCUCCGAACCAGAUGUCUCCCGCAUUCUGCGAAAUCUCUCAAAAGAACAAUGCCAUGACCUACUGGACGCCUUGAGCGAGUCCCUAGUGACCGUCUCAGCGGAAUCCUCCCGCCCAGACGCAGACCGACUCAUCCACCAACCGCUCCGCACCACCAUCACCACCAAGGACCAGAAUCUCUCCCUCUUCAUGCCCGUGUCAAACACAGCCAGCACGGGCAUCAAGAUCGUCACAGCCUCCCAGCGCCAAGGCAUCGUCGGCGUGAUCAACAUCUUCUCGCCGGAGGGCCGGCUGCUCGGCCUCCUCAGCGCCGCAGAAGUCACAGCCUUCCGCACCGCCCUCGCAACCAUGACGCUGUUCACCCGCUGCACGGCCCUCACGAAGCACAACAUCGUGAUCUUCGGCUCCGGCCGCCAGGCAGAGUGGCACGCGCGGCUCGCGCUGCUCCUCGAGCCCAAGCACAUCCGGCGCAUCACCUUCGUCAACCGCGGGCGAAGCAGGCUAGCGGAGAUGGAGCGCAGCGUUAUCGCAGACCUACGCGCUUCGUAUCCAGACAUUGAGCUCCACACGCUCGUCAAGGAGGAGAACCCGGCGUAUGAGGAGACGCUGCGCGCAGCGCUUGCGGCAUGCGACGCCGUCUUCAGCUGCACGCCGUCUACGGAGCCGAACUUCCCGUACGCGUAUCUGACUGCCGCCCCGAGACGGCGGUUCUUCUCGCUCAUCGGCUCGUAUAAACCGCACAUGCGGGAGGUGGAUACGCAGACUGUCCUCUCGGGCGGGGGCAAGAUCUACGUGGAUUCGCGAGAGGCUUGUCUGGAGGAGUCUGGGGAACUGAUCACUGCGCAGGUGCAGGGGGAGCAGUUGGUGGAGAUUGGAGAGUUGUAUGGGCGGCUGGGGAGGUCGGAGGCCAUUGUGGUGCCUGAGGGGUGUAAUGUGAUGUUCAAGUGUGUGGGGAUGGGGAUUAUGGAUUUGGUGAUUGGGAAGAAGUUAUUGGAUAUUGGGAGAGAGCUAGGUUUGGGGAUGAGUGUGGAUGGGUUCUGA
Aspergillus clavatus NRRL 1 is the source of this 1050-nucleotide messenger RNA. Its product is annotated as putative proline utilization protein PrnX. The record is from RefSeq and is a predicted model, not a curated record. Bases 1 to 1050 code for a protein of 349 amino acids. NCBI's taxonomy places the organism in Eukaryota, Fungi, Ascomycota, Eurotiomycetes, Eurotiales, Aspergillaceae. Gene Ontology annotation, cellular component: cytoplasm. The transcript has a single exon.